Cucurbita pepo subsp. pepo (vegetable marrow) is the source of this 1440-nucleotide messenger RNA. RefSeq names its product chloroplast RNA-binding protein 33 (gene CP33). Gene Ontology annotation, biological process: chloroplast rRNA processing. Gene Ontology annotation, cellular component: chloroplast thylakoid membrane. The record is from RefSeq and is a predicted model, not a curated record. NCBI's taxonomy places the organism in Eukaryota, Viridiplantae, Streptophyta, Magnoliopsida, Cucurbitales, Cucurbitaceae. Gene Ontology annotation, molecular function: mRNA binding.
UAGCACAAUGUUUUAAGCAACCUUAUCCAGUGGGAUUUUUUUGUCUUUCAAUUUCAAAGCUCCCCAAUCCAAUCCCCAAAAUCCAUCCCUGUAACUUGGGAUUCCGCCAUCUCCGACUUCUACUACUGUUUUCUUACUCAAAUGUCAGCUUCUUCUCUCACAAUGGCUGCAGCUGCAGCUUCAGUUUCGUCUUCUUCUUCUUCUUCUUCUUCUUCUUCUUCUUCUUCACCCUGCAAGAAACUCUUCUUCGCCCAACAUCUCAACCGAAUUCCCUCCCAUUUUUCUCCAAAACAGAAGCCAUUGAAGCUUCUCGAGCUCAGAAUCCAUUUACCCAACAUUUACCCUCUUGCUUUCUCCUCCGCUUCUCAUCUCUACUGUGCUCCUCCUGCAUUCGAGGGACUCGAAGUCUCCGACCCUAUAACAGAAGACGCAGAGACUGAAGAAUCGGACGGAAGCGAGGAAAGCCGGGAGGAAGACGAACAAAAGGUAUCGGCAUCUCGCGACGCAGGGAAGCUUUAUAUUGGAAAUUUACCAUAUGCUAUGACCUCUUCCCAAUUGACUGAGGUCUUCGCCGAAGCCGGUCAUGUGGUUUCUGUACAGGUUAUAUAUGACAAAGUUACGGAUAGGAGUAGGGGAUUUGCAUUUGUGACAAUGGCAACUUUGGAGGAAGCUAAAGAAGCAAUUCGGAUGUUUGACGGCUCUCUAAUCGGAGGGCGUACUGUUCGGGUGAACUUCCCUGAAGUUCCAAGGGGAGGAGAAAAGGAAGUCAUGGGACCAAAGAUAAGAAGCAGCUAUAACAAAUUUGUAGAUAGUCCUCACAAGAUAUAUGCAGGUAACCUUGGUUGGGGCCUUACUUCUCAGAGUCUUAGAGAGGCUUUUGAAAACCAACCAGGGAUAUUGAGUGCCAAGGUCAUCUAUGAUAGGGAAUCUGGAAGAAGUCGAGGUUUUGGAUUUGUAUCUUUUGAAACUGCUGAGGAUGCAGAGUCUGCUUUGGAUUCCAUGAACGGAGUGGAAGUUGAAGGGCGACCACUUCGUUUGAACAUGGCUGCAGACCGGGCCCCAACUUCUCCAGCAGCAUUCACAAGGACUGAGAAUACCAUCGACAGCAAUGAAUUGCUUACGAGUAUCAGUGCCUGAAAUCUGAUGUUGAUAGUUGAGUUGGCCCAAAAAUUAAACUGAAACUGAAGGCUAGGGACUGUUAUCCAAAUUGCAUACCUUCAGGAUUUCCCUCGCAUUCUCUUUCAUUCCUUGCUCAACGACCAAGGAAGCCUAUGUUUUUUUUUUUUUUCAUUGAGUGAUGUGAGUUGAGGGAAAGUGCUAAAAUGUUGCCGCAGAUUAACGAGUAUUUUAUCUAUGACUUCAGAAUUGGACUCUAUGUAUUAUGGAGUCUCUUUGCUCCGAGUUAAUACUACAAUACAUCAGUCUCUCAGCCUUUUCUUC